This is a messenger RNA of Vicia villosa (hairy vetch), 1680 nucleotides long. RefSeq lists its product as uncharacterized. NCBI's taxonomy places the organism in Eukaryota, Viridiplantae, Streptophyta, Magnoliopsida, Fabales, Fabaceae. The coding region runs from base 1 to 1680 and encodes 559 amino acids. The record is from RefSeq and is a predicted model, not a curated record. Gene Ontology annotation, molecular function: ubiquitin protein ligase activity. The transcript has 6 exons.
AUGCAUGCAGUUAAGAAGAAGUUAUCAAGAAUGGCUCAUCAAUUCUGUUUAGCUAAUUGGAACGAAGACAACAGCCCAACUCGUGAUGCUAGAGCUCUAAGUUAUUUGAUUGCUUCUAAUUCUCCUUCGUCAGUUGCUUUCAACAAUCCCACAGGAUUGGCUGGUAAUCAAACUAUGCUUCUUAACACAAACCCAACAAAUAAUACUACUAGCCACACUACAAAUGAGGAUUAUUAUCAUUUUCCUAUGGUAAAUCCAACAAUCACCAAUAUUAGUAACUAUAAUGAUAAUCAAACUUCUCCUUCUCAUGACUCGUCCCCGCCGAGACUCUUUGGUUCAUCUCUCAUUUUAGCUCCUACUACCAGAAGAAGUACUGCUCGGUAUAUAAAUACAACACGACCAUCAUCUAUGAAUUCAAGUAUGGCACAACUUGGAGCAGAUGCAUCAAAUUAUCAUCAAGUUCAAAGUAGAAAAACAAAUAAUAAUAAUGGUAUUUCUACUUCAUUUGAUAAUAGUAGAAAUAACGACGUUGUUGCAUCUGCUACUAUUACUUCUAUUGGUACUGGUAAUGCUUUCCUCAAAAGAAGUAGAUCAUCAGAGUUUGUGAGAGGAGAGAGUUCGAAUCAAAGUUCACAAGUUGGUGGAGCCUUCAGAAGACGCACAAAUCCUCCUCCUCCUAGUUUUCAACAUGAAAUUGUAAACAAUAAUAGCAAUAAUAGUGGGUUUUCAAGAGGAGAAACUCAGGUUGCAGUUACUACAUCACCAUUUCCAAGAAAUAAUAAUUUCUUGUCUUCUGAAGUCGUUUCAUCUUUAUCCUCUCGAAGUCCAAGAUGGGAGUUUAAUAGUUUUAGUAAUACCAAUAACAACAACAACAACAACAUCAACACCAAUUUGAAUAUAUUUGAUCCUACUGAACAAAGAUUUGAUGAUACAUUCAAUCAUAGCACCAUAAAUGUUCAACAAUAUGUAAGGCUUUUACCCGGAGGUCACGUGGAUCGAUUUUUGGCUCCAUCUAUUGUUCAUGUGCGGUCUAAUAAUUUUGUACCACGAGGAUCACAGCCACCUUCUAAUCCUUCAACAAGUAGUAACCGUCUAAACCCUCCUUCAGCCCCUACGGUUGUUGAAUCUGAUCAAUACAUGGAGCCGGGUACAAUACUGGCUGGACAGGGGAACCGUCGUCGUGGUAAUAACCACAUUUUCACCUCAACUUCUCCUGAACUUAGGGCUCGGAGGAACAGGCUUAGGGAUGAGCAUCUACGCGCCGGUGGCUCUAUGCGAAGACAGGACAUGUUGACAAUGGAUUAUUCAAUUGUGUUAAAUGUGUUUGAUUCUUUUGAACGUAUCAAUAUGCUACAUAAUAUAGUUGAUUGGCCAUAUGAGGCACUUUUAGCCCUCGAAGAACACAUAAGGAGGGUCGAGACAGGGCUUACUGAAGAAGAGAUCCACGCAUAUAUUGAGACAGAAAUAUAUGUGUCAAAUCCAAAUGAAACCAGUACACAAAAUAAAACUUGCACAAUCUGUCAGGAAGACUAUGUGGAAGGCGAGAUCAUUGGAAGACUAGAUUGCAGACACCUAUACCACCUUGAUUUCAUUAAACAAUGGUUGUUGCAAAAGAAUAGUUGUCCAAUUUGUAAGCGAAUAGCUUUAGAUGUUCAUGAAGAUGAGGAUGAAAGUGACUGA